GUUUAAGACAUAGGAGGGAAGAGGCCGCGCCUGCCUUGUACCACCUGUUGGUAAAUUCUCGCUGACAAGUCUCCACAACACCCAAAUGACGGAUUCUAAUUCUAAAGCCACCGCUGAGGCCAAGGCCGAGGUCGAAGAGGUGACCAAAGACGCUAAUGAGAAGACUGAAGAACCAGAGGUGCCCAAGGAGAUGAGAGCGGUAAUAUUAAACGGGUUCGGCGGACUUAAAUCUGUCAAGAUUGUCAGGCGACCUGAACCAGCGCUUGCAGAUGGUGAAGUGGUGGUACGCGUCCAUCUAUGUGGUGUAAGCUUCCAAGAUGUAAUGGUGAGACAAGGUGUUACAGAAGCCCCUCCCAAGACGCCUUUCAUCCUGGGCUUCGAGUGUGCUGGGAUUGUGGAGGCCGUGGCUGACGACGUUGACAACUUCAAGGUUGGGGACAGGGUUGUGGCAUUACCUGAUCAUCGUGCUUGGGCUGAACUUGUACCUGUAUCUGCCAAAUAUGUUUACUCCGUGCCAGAGACGAUGCCCCUGCAGGAAGCAGCAGCCGUGACACUAAGCUACACGGUUGCGUAUAUGCUUGUCCACGACCUGGCUAAUAUUGUUCCUGGCCACACCGUCCUGCUCCAUUCUGCCGGUGGUGCUGUGGGCCAGGCUGUGUGUGCUCUGCUACAGAACAUUGGUGGAGUCACUGUAGUGGGCAUAGCAUCAAAAAACAAGCACGACGACAUCAAAACAUCUGUCACUCACCUUAUUGAUCGUGGCAGUGACAUCACAACUGAAGUUAAGAAAGUGUGUCCAGAUGGUGUUGACAUAGUCCUAGACUGUCAGGGAGGCGAUGAAUGCAACAAAGGCUACGCUCUACUCAAACCACUGGGGCGAUAUAUUCUCUUUGGAUCCUCAAGCAUCGUGACAGGAGAGACCAAGAGUAUCCUCAGUGUUGUUAAAUCGUGGUGGCAGGUGGAUAAGGUGUCUCCCCUGAGGCUUUAUGAAGAUAAUAAAGGAAUUAUUGGCUUUAACCUUCGUCGUCUUCUUCAUCAUCAGCCCGGUGGCCAUGAAAGAGUGCGGCUGGUGGUGGAAGCCGUGUACAAGCUGUGGCAGGGAGGAGUCGCUAAAGCCCACAUUGACUCUACGUACGCUCUCGAAGAUGUGACCGACGCCAUGGCCAAGAUGCAUGAGAGGCGUAACAUCGGCAAGCUGCUUCUGGAUCUCUCUAUGGACCCCAGACCUAAACCUACCACUCCGGCCAAAAUUAAGAAGGAGGAGAACGAAGAGGGCGAGAAGGAGGGGGACAAGGAGAACAAGGAGAUAGAGAAGGAUGAGGAGUCGAAGGUUGAAACAAAAGCUAAAGAGUGAGAGAAAAUUUUAAGCUGUGAGAACAAAAGCUUAAUACCAACAAGAGAAACAAAGAAGUGAAAUCAAAGUUAAAUAUUAGUGAGAACAAAAGUGAAUUACUGUGAUCCAAAGCUAAAUAUUAUGAAGAAAAGCACAAAACUGUGAAGAAUGACUUGAACAAAGAAUAAAAGCUAUACACAAAAGGUAAUCAGUGAGGUUGAAAGAAAAAUAAGAAUAAAAGCAAGUAAUAAUAAGAAGAAUUACACAACAAGCUCGAAAGCUAUGCUGAUAAAUAAAGCUAAACUGAAUUAAAGGCUAAAAAGAACAAAUGCCAGAAAAGUAGAAGGUAGAUGAAAAAUGGCAGAAUGGCAGACGAGGUGGGAAAGAUGGGGUAAGGAAUUGAGAAAUGGGAAAGUACAUAAUAGGCCAAUGUAACUGACUAUCAAGAGAGUUCUCCUUAUUUCAGUUGAAGAUUAACCACAGUAACAUAACCCAACCUAAUCUAAUCCCCCCCCCCCCACAGGUAGCAUUAGGAUGGUUAAUCUAGGUGAAAUAAAUAAGCUGGUGUGGCUAUCUUCAAGUAAUCCCAUCCAAGUACCAAGUUUGGAUUACUUGAAGAUAAGCUUUCCCAGCUUAUUUCACCCAAAGAUUAACCACCCUAAUGCUUACCUAAUCAAGCCUAACUUAACCUAACCUAACCUAAGUAGUGCUAUGGUAUGGUGGUUAAGCUGGGAGGGGGGCCAAUCUUCAGGUGAUCCCCAAGUAUCAUCAAAACCCACUUCUGUUUGGUCAAGUUUCUGUACUGUAUAUAUUUGUGUCCCCGCCAGAGACAAUUUUCAAAGACCAUUGUACCUUUAUUAAUGAGGGCAUAUACAGUAAGAUAAUAGCAAUAAGAGUUAGGCAGUGAUAAACCAUAUGCAAAAAGACCCUAACUUAAUGACAUGAACCAAGACAUGCUGUCAAGGAUAAAGGCAGUGGAAAUAAUACUGAUUGGAAAAUGUUCAAGAAGAAAGUUUGGCGAUGAACAACAGGACUGGCUGCCUGAUGGACUAGUAUGUUGACAGGUUGUGAAAAUGAUCAAUUAAAACAAAUUAUAAUAAACUAAGGGAUGUUUACAGUAAUGGAAUAAAUAAUGGCAAAAAUAAUCAUUAUGUAACACAGGUUGUAUACCAUAUGUUAGCUCAACCAUGCAGGAAGGAAGGUUAUGGGAGUUAAGUGGUAAGUACAGUAUAGUAAAUAAUCCCGUAAAAUAGCUCGUCAGAUGUCACUAUGGUUUGGAUGGUGAUGUAGACACUAUACUUGAGUGGCCACAUUUACAGCACUAUAAUGCAAAGUUACAGUGCUUAUACAUUGUAUUCACUAUGUGAGUGUUAGUAACGUCCUGUUAAAUAUGCCCACAUAAUUUAAGCUAUUUACACAGCCCAGAAAAAUUGCAUCUAUUGGGCCAUGAUUCUCAAACUUAUUUCUUAUUGUACAUACCUUGUUAACAAAGUGCAACAUAUGAUCUUAAUUGUCACAUUUACAGUACAGUAUAGAUAUUUUUUUUUUUUUUAACAUCACGACAUAUUUAAUAAGUAAACAAAUAGUGGCAACUUUUUCAGAUCAAUAAGUUUUCACUUAUGUUGCACAGCCUUAUGCCUAAGUACUCUAUUAAGUGAUAUGUAAUUAAUGAUACAUUAUGUCAAAACAACUAAGAUUAUAGAAACAGAAGUUAUUGCUAUAGUGUAUUUCUCCCACUCUUGCAAGCCCUGUGUGUGGCUGGAACCGAGAACAACACACACGAACGUUCCCAUCAAUUGUUGCAAUUUACCAUCUCUUGACCUUUAUUACAGAAAAUGGAUACCCUGAAUAUUAGACACCCCAGCAUAUUUCACCAGAGGAUUAACCACCUGAAUGCAAACCUAACCCAAUGUUAAUGUAAGGUAAUCUUAACUCUCCCAAGGUAGCAUUAGGGUAGUUAAUCUUCAGGUGAAAUAAGCUGGAGUAUCUAAUCUUCAGGCGAUUGUAGAAAAAUCUGUCUGCUUAAAUAAUUUAGAAUGGGUGUAACAGCAAAAAAAAUAACAAAUACAGUAUACUUGUAUUGUUUUAACAGCAUUUCUUGUAAAAUUAAUAUUCUUCAAUUCUUGUUGAUCAUUAGCAUAAGGCAGAGAUGGAGUUACCAUACUUAGUAGAUAAAAAUGUUAUUAAUCAGUUCUGAAUUAAGACCGGGUAAAAUAUAUUUAAGAAUGUAUUAACUAUUGUAAGUACUAUUUAUUUAAAAUUGUACUUGAAUGUUAUAUCUGUGCUGAUAAUCCAAUUUACACUUACAGUAUGUAAUUUACUGAUUCUGUACAGGGAUCACCUGAAGAUUAGCCCCCAGCUUAUUUCGUCGUAAGAUUAACCACCCUAAUGCUAACCUAACUCAAAGUGACUGCCUAGCUGCUAACCUAACCUAGCAUAAUCUAAAUUCUUCUCCCUCCUGGUAAUGUUAAGGUCUUUAAUCAUCAGGUAAAAUAAACUGGGGUGCCUAAUUCUCACAAUUGUGCAUUUUCUAUGUAUUGAGUAUACAGAGGUCUGUAUGUGUUAAACUGACUUUUAAGUUAAUUAUAUGUAGUUGACAAUAUAUGUAGUGGCCAAAGUUAUCUGUAUGUAGCUGAUACUUAUGUAUAUGUAGCCAACAAAGCUGCUUAUAUAUGGCCAACUAAGCUAUUUAUCCAGUGUAUACCAUAAUCCAAGCUAACCUGACUGGGGUGGAACAGAUGUAGCUAGUUGGCAAGGCAAACUUAUUAAAAUUUAUGGAGUGAAUUGGAUAGGUUUCUGUCCAGCCAACAUGACAAACAAAAGAUUUAGUGUGUGUAUCCUUGAAAAUGUUUCGCCCCUUUACCUACCAAAACAAAUGCACCCUUAAGAGUAAGUAUGUGUAGUGUGUUUUCCCUAAUAUCUCUGAAAGCAAACUUAAACUGAUCCCAAGAAUAAAUUUUUCUUCUAAUCUACUGUAACUGAAGGAAAUUAAUAUGAACUAAAUCAAACCAAAUUCUAGAGUAUUUAGAGUAAGUGUGUGUUUGUGCUCACAUGUCAACAACUAGUGCUAGAUUUUUUUUUGCCACUAAAUAUACAGGCUACAGCAAGAUGUUACAGUAUUUCGUAUGUGACUACUGUAUUUGGUCUGUCAUGGAGCAUAUCAACUUAGAAAGGUUUACAUUAAUGUGAAUAUAAAGUUUGGUUUACAGUUUAUCACCUCACUAAGCUAUCUUGUUCAUGGUCAAGAUGUUCACCAAAGCCAUAAUAUCCCUAGUUCCUAAAUAAAGUUGACUGGUAUAAGGAAUAUAUAUUUUGAUGAUAAUACAACCUCUAUCUCAAAAUGGAAUAAAGGUCAUUUCUUUGUUCCACCUACAUACAUUUAGAUCCUUUCUCCAAGACGUUCAGCUGAAGGAAGAUAAUGGCAUAGAUUUACCAUUACCCAGUAAAGUAUAAGAAACAAAUAAGCCAAAGAAAUUUAGAUAUUUUUGUAUAGUAAUGGAGCUUGUGUGUUAUUUUUAUGUACCACGAGCUUUACACUUUUACCAUGUCUCGCCCUAAGGCCCCUCUCACACAGGUACUGUACUGUACUUAAGAAAUUAAUGCAGUUUAAUGGAACCUUAAACAUGGACGGACAUGUUUUGAACUCCAUUGUUUCACAACAAAAUAUGCUUGUGUAAGAGGCCUAACAAUAUAAUAAAUAAUUUAAGCAUACCAAAAUAUAUGUACAUUUGUAUUUGUUAUGCAAAAUGUAUGUGUAAAGAAUAUAAAAAUAUUUAAUAUUAAAAUUAAAGAUAUUAUCCAAAACUCUGCUCUUAUAAAUUAUUAGCCAGUGGAAAGAAUUUGUGAAAUAAGAUGGAAGUCAUUACACAUGCCCAAUAAAAACUUUAUUUUAAA
Messenger RNA from Homarus americanus (American lobster), 5227 nucleotides. Its product is annotated as synaptic vesicle membrane protein VAT-1 homolog-like. The transcript has 10 exons. NCBI's taxonomy places the organism in Eukaryota, Metazoa, Arthropoda, Malacostraca, Decapoda, Nephropidae. The record is from RefSeq and is a predicted model, not a curated record. The coding region runs from base 86 to 1354 and encodes 422 amino acids. Gene Ontology annotation, molecular function: oxidoreductase activity.